Messenger RNA from Aedes aegypti (yellow fever mosquito), 714 nucleotides. RefSeq lists its product as uncharacterized. The transcript has 2 exons. Gene Ontology annotation, molecular function: ubiquitin protein ligase activity. Gene Ontology annotation, biological process: protein ubiquitination. Lineage: Eukaryota; Metazoa; Arthropoda; Insecta; Diptera; Culicidae. The record is from RefSeq and is a predicted model, not a curated record. The coding region runs from base 199 to 714 and encodes 171 amino acids.
CAGCGGGAUGUUUCAUCAAAAGUGGAUGCCCCCUCUCUGUUUCUCAAAACAAAUAUAUUUUGUUGUUCAAAACUCUUCCAAAAAUUACUUAUUACAAUUAAUUUGGAACAUUUUGCCUUUUCAAACCUAAUAGGAUACUAAACACAGUGUUUAUUGGACAAAGGUGAAACCUAAAUGCAUCAAUAACAAUCGCAAAUAAUGGACCAUCAGCAGCAUUCGAUGGAAGAAGUCGCGGAUGCCGGGGCUCACGGCUUCACGAGACAGCGUAGACCGAGAAGUGACCCGCUCUGCUGUCCAAUCUGCGGGGUGACACUCCGCACGAAUGAAAUCGACCAGCACUUUGCCCUGGAAGUGGAACGGUUAGAUAAAAUCCUCAAGCCACGGAGGAAUCUUCACUGCCCAACCGGUGGCUAUCCAAUGGGAACGGAUAUGGCUUCAGUGGGGCCGGGAACAAGCACGAGUAGAGCGACAGCAACAAGUAGUGGCGCAGGUAUGGCCAAUGGAAACCGGUCUCUGGAGGAUAACGGCGAACCUGGGCCGGGAAGUAAUCCAGAUGAAUGCUGGGGCACUUAUCAAAAGAUCAAAAACAACCGGCAAGCAAGGUUGAAGAUGAAGACAAGAAAACGUAAAACGGAGGACAACGUCUGCCCCGUCUGCAAUAGUCAGUAUCGGAGGAAAUCCGACACAUGUAGAGGCCUGUCUGAGGAAGAGUGA